GUCAACAAGGACCUCACCGAGAAGCUUGAGGCCCUGGAAUCCCUGCGGCUACAGGAGCAGGCGGCCCUGGAGACAGAGGACGGAGAGGGGCUACAGCAGACCCUAAGGGACCUGGCACAGGCCGUCCUGUCGGACUCUGAGAGCGGUGUCCAGCUGAGCGGCUCCGAGCGCACCGCGGAUGCGUCCGAUGGCAGCCUACGGGGGCUCUCAGGCCAGCGGACCCCGUCCCCACCGCGGCGCUCCUCACCGGGCCGAGGCCGUUCGCCCCGCCGAGGCCCCUCCCCGGCCUGCUCAGACUCCUCCACGCUCGCCCUGAUCCACUCCGCCCUGCACAAGCGCCAGCUGCAGGUCCAGGACAUGCGUGGGCGCUAUGAGGCAAGCCAGGACCUUCUGGGCACCCUGCGGAAGCAGCUUAGCGACAGCGAGAGUGAGCGGCGGACCCUAGAGGAACAGCUGCAGCGCCUGCGGGACAAGACCGACAGCGCCAUGCAGGCCCACGAGGACGCCCAGCGCGAGGUGCAGCGGCUGCGGAGCGCCAACGAGCUCCUGAGCAGGGAGAAGAGCAACCUGGCCCACAGCCUGCAGGUGGCCCAGCAGCAGGCUGAGGACCUGCGGCAGGAGCGGGUGAAGCUGCAGACUGCCCAGGAGGAGCUGCGGCGCCAGCGGGACCGGCUGGAGGAAGAGCAGGAGGACGCGGUGCAGGAUGGCGAGAGGGUGCGCCGGGAGCUUGAGCGCAGCCAUAGACAACUAGAGCAGCUGGAAGGGAAGCGCUCAGUCCUGGCCAAGGAGCUGGUGGAGGUGAGGGAGGCGCUGAGCUGCGCCACGCUGCAGCGGGACAUGCUGCAGGCCGAGAAGGCCGAGGUGGCCGAGGCGCUGACCAAGGCUGAGGCUGGCCGCGUGGAGCUCGAGCUCUCCAUGACCAAGCUGAGGGCAGAGGAGGCCUCCCUGCAGGACUCCCUGUCCAAGCUGAGCGCCCUCAACGAGAGCCUUGCUCAGGACAAGCUGGAUCUGAACCGCCUUGUCGCCCAGCUGGAGGAAGAAAAGGCCGCCCUGCAGGGCCGGCAGCGGCAGGCAGAGCAGGAGGCCACAGUGGCGCGGGAAGAGCAGGAGCGGCUGGAGGAGCUGCGGCUGGAGCAGGAGGUGGCGCGGCAGGGCCUGGAGGGCUCCCUGCGAGUGGCGGAGCAGGCCCAGGAGGCGCUGGAGCAGCAACUCCCCACGCUGCGCCAUGAGCGCAGCCGGCUGCAGGAGCAGCUAGGGCAGCUCUCCCGGCAGCUGAGCGGGCGGGAGCAGGAGCUGGAGCAGGCCCGGCAGGAGGCCCAGCGGCAGGUGGAGGUGCUGGAGCGAGCGGCCCGGGAGAAGGAGGCGCUAGCCAAGGAGCGCGCUGGCCUGGCUGUGCAGCUGGCGGCUGCAGAGCGUGAAGGCAGGACCCUGUCAGAGGAGGCCACGCGCCUGCGCUUGGAGAAGGAAGCCCUGGAGGGCAGCCUGUUUGAGGUGCAGCGGCAGCUGGCCCAGCUUGAGGCCCGCCGGGAGCAGCUGGAAGCCGAGAGGCAGGCCCUGCUGCUGGCCAAGGAGACCCUUACUGGGGAGUUGGCGGGCCUGCGGCAGCAAAUAAUAGCUACACAGGAGAAAGCCAGUCUAGACAAGGAGCUGAUGGCCCAGAAGCUGGUGCAGGCUGAGCGGGAGGCCCAGGCCUCUCUGCGGGAGCAGCGGGCAGCCCACGAGGAGGACUUGCAGCGACUCCAGCGUGAAAAGGUUCAGGCAGCUGGGGAGGGGUGGGCAGGACUCUGAGCCAGUGUCUCAUCAUCGUUCUUCCUCUGCCUUGGUCUCUACAUCUGUGAAAUGGGACUUCCUCUCUGUUGUGGAGGCCCUGGGGACAGCUGGGAGGACUUGGGGGGGCAGGCAGCGGGGGGGAGGUUGUGGUCCUUAUUAGACAUGCAGAUUCCCAGGUCCCAAAUCUGGUCCAGCCCUGGUAAUCCUGAUGCAGAGGGUCCACAACCACAUUUGGGAAAUGCUGACCUAACGUACAGCAGGAAAGCACUUUCAUUUGCUAAGUACUGUUUGCAUAUGAAGGGCCACUGAGACCUGAGUAUAUAGAAAGGCAAGGGGCCAGGGAAGUUACUAGAAUACUGACUCUGGGGUUACAUUGCGUGGGUUUGAAUGUAAUCUUGGUUACUUACUGGUGGUGCUACCCAAGGUGUCUAUGCCUUCAUUUCUCCACCUGUAGAAAUAGGGAUAGGAUAGUGGAAGGUAUUGAGGAUGAACUGAGACCAUCCACAUAGAGGGCUUAGCAUAGUGACUGGUACUUAGCAAAUGCUCCAUAAGUUAUUAUUGCUGGCACUGGCAUGCUCUCCAGAGUGGCCCUCGGGACAGGAGCCCUGGGCCACCAAAUCCUAGACAGGGCUACCUCCAACAGAGGUGCAGGUUAUGACUGCAUGGCUCCAGGGGAUGCCAUGCAUCCUGCAGUCCCCAUGGCCUUGGGUGGUUGUUAUCAUGCUUCUCCAGCAGGUGGCGGUAAAAC
Molecule: messenger RNA, 2518 nt
Organism: Piliocolobus tephrosceles (Ugandan red Colobus)
Lineage: Eukaryota; Metazoa; Chordata; Mammalia; Primates; Cercopithecidae
Product: rootletin-like
Exons: 11
Biological process (GO): centrosome cycle
Cellular component (GO): centrosome; centriole
Source: RefSeq, a predicted model, not a curated record